Amoebophrya sp. A25 is the source of this 1955-nucleotide messenger RNA. NCBI's taxonomy places the organism in Eukaryota, Dinophyceae, Syndiniales, Amoebophryaceae. The record is from the annotation of a GenBank genome assembly.
ACUGCUCAGGAUGGUACUACCACGUCCACGACACCUUCUACUAGUACACCUACAUCCUCAACAGUCGAGGAGGAGUUGGCUCGUGCAGCUGCCGAGCGGAAGGCGUUUAACAAAGCUCGAGUUGAAGCCGAUUUGGCGGCCGAGCGCGAACUAGAGGAACGGGAACGAGAAGAAGCAAAGCGCGAGCGCGCACGUGCCUUCGAAGAGGAGAAGGAAAAGCGGUCGAAAAGGGCGAAAGAACUUGAAGAGGAUCUGUUGCGCAUUGAGCAGGAAGACAAAAUGCAAAGACGCAAUAGUGGCGAAUCGGAUGAAGAUGUGCUUUUGAAAGUCGAUGCAGAGACCGAAGCCCUCCGAGGGGUUGCUGGGGAAAGCCUCAAGAAUGGGGAGACUUCUGAGGCCGGAACGCAUAGUUAUAGUUGUACUACGGCUAAAAAAGAAGAUGCGUGGUCGACUAGCAGUAGAGAAGUCACUCCUGGUUCCACAACUAGUCCUUCAACAACGCAAGAAGCAGGAGAUAUGUCUCGCACAACUUCCUCUUCCGUGGAGAUGAUAAACUCCUCAUCGUGUACCUCUGGUAGCAGAAGAAAUCCAAUCGAAGAUCUUGAUGCGCUGGGCGAAAUGCAGAGGACAUUGAGCUACGGAAGGAAUAUCCAGGAUACUGGCUACGAUACUGUAUCCCAGGAGGAAUUGUCGCAGCGGAUCCGAAAAACCACGGAAAGUUUCAUCGACGAGAUCAACAGCCCGGGAAGGAAAGCACUUAAUAUGGCUGCAAAAAUAAGUACUUACUCAAGAAGUAAGUCGUGUAAAUAACAGUUGCUUCAGGUUGUACCUGUAGGCAUAGUGUGACGUUACGAACUUUUAUGCAUUGACAGUGUGUCGAGUAAAUUGCCUCGCCUUAUUGUAAUCGAAUGAGACGUAUAAUCCUGAGUACUUCUUCGGACUUUUGUCAACAUACUUACUCAGAUUGAGCCUCUCGGUUCGUCUCGCUCCUCCUCUAACCCCUGCGCCGGCGUGAGUCGCACUGAGCUGAUCGAUCGUUUAGCCCGCGACACGCGUGAGAUGGGCCACUUGAGAGGCAUUAUCGACCGACAAGCGGAUCUGUUACAAGCCCAAUUGGACGCCCUGAUCAGGAUUAGGGAAGCCAGCACGCACUUGCUAUCCAACGCUGAGAUGACAGGCCACGUAGAACAACUGGAACGGUUACAUCUAGACCAAAAAUUAAGGUCAGCUUUUAUUUUUGUCCAUCUUUCUCGGCAUCUUGGUACCCUUUUGGCUUGUGGUAUUCUCAUGAAAUACAAGGUGCACCAAGGGGCCCCAAGAAAAGGGGGGCCGAGAUGCAAUCUUCUAGCAGACUCUAAAAAUAGUGAGAAUCCAUGAAGCUGUGUCGCAUUUCUCUAGCGGGUUGAGGGAUAUCGAAGAGGAGUACCGCAUGUGGGGUGCGGAGGAUAACGCGAUUGAUAGUAUGAAGACCCCAGAUACAGUUACAGCUGUUGGACAAGGACGACAGCAACAAGAACUACAUCAAGGGGAAUCUUCAUCUGUACUUCGCGAAACCUCAGAUAGAACAGAAGAGAAGAUGAAAAAUAGUGACGUUGGGGAGAAGAAAUAGAGACUUUUAUUACUAGCACAGUUUUCAGGCUCGUCCUGGAUAGGUUCAAUUUCCUAUCGAAAAUAAAUGAGUGACUUGUUCUUUGUUCUUUUUCAUUGCCGUGGACGCUUUAUUGGCGGUCCUUCCUGACUUCAAUGAGUAGUGAAAUUUAACGACUUUUUGAAAUGUUUCACAUCUUAAUGAUGAAUUAUAGAGAACCCUAAACGGACUACUUGUUAUGAAAUUAAAAGCAAAAGACCUCGUCAGCCCAAGCUAAUGAACCCCAUACCCAGGAAAACCUUAUCGCAUUUUUAUCCUCAGUGUGCUAUUGUUCAAAUACAAAUCUUUGCUUAGAGGUCACGAGCUA